CCUUACUGUCCCAGAUGGACCGGGCUCUGCCGUGCCCGCUGCCCGCAUCCGGCCCACAGCUCCCUACCUGAAGCAGCAGCCGCCUCCUCGGGUCGGGCGCCGCACCCCCGGGCUCACAGCGCUCGGGCCGCGCGGGGCCCGGCGGAGUCCCGGGGGGCUGCGGGCCGCAGGAGGGCAGAGGCUCGAGCGCCUCGCAGCACACCAGGCUCACGGUGCAGCCCAUCCGGCCCGGGACCCGGCGGGCCCGGGGCGGGGACGCGGACUACCCGCGAGCCGGCCCGCCCCCAGCCCCAGCGACCUCUCGGCCCCAGGCGUCUGCGACGUGGGGAAGAAGGGCGACGCCCCCGGCCCGCCCCGUCGGAGUCCGCCUCCGCCUCCGCCACCGCUCCGCCAGGCAGUGGGAGUGCGGGGCCUGGAGAGGGGCGGCGACAGGGACGCUGGAGGCAGAAGUGACAUGCCAGCCUGGCCUAGAAAAAGGAUGACCCCAGCACCAGGAAGCUGAAAGAGCAGCGGGAAAGACCACCCUACACCGAGCGAGCCGCCCACCUGGCGUUUCCAUCCCCAGGAAGUGGGUACCAGGGCUGGAAGGAAGGCACCACAACACUGACUGGGAUCCCGCAGCUGGCUGGGGGUUGGUCCAGCCCCCUUCAGGCUGGGCUGAGUCACUCCCCAGGCAGGAGAGCUGGAAAAGACUGUGCAGAGCCCACAGUCACAAGGGACAUACUCAGGCUACAGAAUCCUCCUGCCCACAUCCCAAACAGACAAGCUUUUCUCAGUCUAAGCUCUCAUCCCAUCUGUGUGUAAGGAAAGCAAGCAGGUGAACCCAGAGGAUCACAGGGAAUCCCAUCACUUCAUGGCCAACAACGGGACCAUCCUCAAGAUCAGCAGGAGCCUGAAAAAUGCCGUCUCUGCCAUCCUCCAGGGAUAUGGGGAUGGGCAGGGGCCAGUGACAGACACCAGCGCUGAGCUACACAGACUCUGUGGCUGCCUGGAGCUGCUACUGCAGUUUGAUCAGAAAGAGCAGAGGAGCUUCCUGGGGGCCCGGAAGGAUUACUGGGACUUCCUAUUCACUGCCCUUCGACGGCACCGGGGAUACACAGAGCAGAUAAGCUUCAUAUGCUCACAGGACAAGCUGAAGACCUCACUAGGAAAAGGCCGUGCCUUUAUCCGACUCUGCCUUGCCCGCGGCCAGCUGGCUGAGUCGAUGCAGCUGUGCCUCCUGAACCCACAACUCACCAGGGACUGGUAUGGCCCUCGGAGCCCUCUGUUGUGCCCUGAGCUCCAGGAAGACAUCUUGGACUCUCUCUAUGCCCUCAAUGGAGUUGCCUUCAACUUGGACCUGCAGCGGCCAGACCUGGAUGAAGCCUGGCCCAUGUUCUCAGAGUCCCGCUGUUCCAGUCCCAGCCGGACCCAGGAAAGAAGACCCAGGAAACCCAAAGGUUUUCCAGAGGAGAUGAGAAUGCAGAAAGACAAAAUCAAGUGCAGGAGAGAAGGUGAAAGGAGAAGGUGGAGGAAUUCAGGGGGAGCAAGAACAACACAGGUGAGAUGCUCCAGGGGAGAGCAGCUGCAGGAACCAGACACUGGAGAAACCAGCUGUCUGCAGGAUGCAACCGGAGAAGACCGCACCCCUGACCUCUGUAACCCCUUGCAGCCAAGCCAUCUCCCCACCUUUCUGGAAGAGAAGAGGGAGGAUUCUGGAAGCCUCAGUUGUCCCCAGAGCACUUGGGAAACAGAAAGGGAAGGAUUUCAGCUAGACCAGAAGGAGGGAGGCCCAAAGCCCAGGAAAUUCCUGGAAAACUCAACAGCCAGCAUCCAGCAACAGAGGAGCAGGGCUAAGGAUGUUCAAAUGCAGCUGACAGGAAGGAAAGAUGAAGGAAAAGGAAGUCUGUCGGGGACAGAAGAUCAGAGAACAACAGAAGGGAUCCAGAAAAGGGCAGCAGAUUGGGACCUUGACCAGGGGCCGAUGGCCCCCAGUCUUCAGGGAAGGGAAGAAGAUGCAGAGCUAGGAUACAGGCAUGAGUGGAAUCAGCCUGAUGUUCUCAGGCAAUCCUGGGUCCUGGGAACAAAGAAAAGUUCUCUCAUGGAGAAGCCACAAGAGUGGACAGGAGUGACCAGUGUGACCAUGCAGGAGGAUCAAUCAGAAGUGCCCUUGCAGCAGGAGGUGAUCAAGGACCCUGGGUAUGGGCUCCAGCUGGCAGAGGAACAGGCCCAGUGCCAGGAGCAGCUGCGGGCACAGGAAGCAGAACUUCAGGCGCUCCAGGAGCAGCUCAGCAGGUGUCAAAAAGAAAGAGCCCUGUUGCAAGCGAAGCUGGAGCAGAAGCAGCAGGAGGCUGAGAGGAGGGAUGCCAUGUAUCAGACGGAGCUUGAAGGGCAGAGGGACCUGGUCCAGGCCAUGAAAAGGAGGGUGUUGGAACUGAUUCAUGAGAAGGACCUUCAGUGGCAGAGACUCCAGCAGCUGUCUACUGUGGCCCCUGGACACUGCAUGGGCUGCAACAAGGUCUUUAGGCGUCUGUCUCGGCGGUAUCCUUGCAGGCUCUGUGGAGGCCUGGUUUGCCACGCCUGCUCUGUAGACUACAAGAAGAGAGAGCGUUGCUGCCCAGCCUGUGCCCAGCAGGAAGAAAUCCAGGUCACCUGACAGCACAAGGAAACUAAGACCAGCCGUCCCACCAGUUCACUCUCCCUGUUUCUCUUCCCAACCCUGAUAUCUGACUACUCUUUUCUUCUGCAAGCUGGGGCCCCAGCACUGCUGUGGAGGACCAGAGGGAACAGCUGGCAGUCCACAGAUAGGCCUAGCUCUGUGUUCCUGUGGAAGGGGCUGAGGGGAACAUGCCAAAGCUCUAGAAGCAUUGUGUCUGAUGAGGAAGACAUGCCAUAACCUCUCUGUAAAGUCCCUUGAAGCACAGUGAGUCGUGACCAUGAAUAAGAGCAGCCCAGGGCCCAGAUGUUUCCUAGAUGCCCUCCCCCAUCACCCAUAAGAAGCGAAGCCCAAAUACACUGGGCUCUUCAGGAACCUCCCCUCCAAUCUCCUUCAGAGAUCAUUGCCUUAUCUUGUGUUUCACAGAUUUACUGAGUCGUUGUUGACAUAGAAUAAACAUUGUGUAAGUGUGAUGGGGUUUCACUCUAACACACAUCUGUCACGCCAUCUCUAGACACAGGCAUCAGAUCCAAGGCUUCUGCAUCAUCCUCCAGCUGCUACCUCCAUGCUGAGGCGACCUAAGGAAAGGGGAUAACAUUUGAAAUGUAAAUAAAGAAAAUAUCUAAUUAAGAAAGAAA
Messenger RNA from Mus caroli (Ryukyu mouse), 3273 nucleotides. It is a transcript of the gene Rufy4, whose product is annotated as RUN and FYVE domain containing 4. Gene Ontology annotation, molecular function: phosphatidylinositol-3-phosphate binding. Gene Ontology annotation, biological process: positive regulation of macroautophagy; autophagosome assembly. The record is from RefSeq and is a predicted model, not a curated record. Gene Ontology annotation, cellular component: autophagosome. Lineage: Eukaryota; Metazoa; Chordata; Mammalia; Rodentia; Muridae.